Messenger RNA from Macrobrachium nipponense, 648 nucleotides. Its product is annotated as gastrula zinc finger protein XlCGF49.1-like. The record is from RefSeq and is a predicted model, not a curated record. The transcript has a single exon. NCBI's taxonomy places the organism in Eukaryota, Metazoa, Arthropoda, Malacostraca, Decapoda, Palaemonidae. Gene Ontology annotation, molecular function: RNA polymerase II cis-regulatory region sequence-specific DNA binding; DNA-binding transcription factor activity, RNA polymerase II-specific. Bases 1 to 648 code for a protein of 215 amino acids. Gene Ontology annotation, biological process: regulation of transcription by RNA polymerase II.
AUGAAUGUGGGAAAACGUUUUUCCCACAAACCAGAUCUUACACGUCAUAUGAGAAUCCAUACCGGAGAGAACCAUUCGUGUGCAAAGAAUGUGGGGAAAGCAUUUUCCAAUAAGUCAAUUCUUACACUUCAUAUGAGAUUGCAUACUGGAGAGAAGCCAUAUAUGUGCAAAGAAUGUGGGAAAGCAUUUUCCCAGAAACGAGAUCUUACACAUCAUAUGAGAUUGCAUACUGGAGAGAAUCAUCCAUUCAUAUGCAAGGAAUGUGGGAAAGGAUUUGCCUACAAACAUCAUCUUACAACUCAUAUGAGAAUCCAUACUGGAGAGAAGCCAUUCAUGUGCAAAGAAUGUGGGAAAACGUUUUCCCACAAACCAGAUCUUACACGUCAUAUGAGAAUCCAUACCGGAGAGAAGCCAUUCGUGUGCAAAGAAUGUGGGAAAGCAUUUUCCAAUAAGUCAAUUCUUACACUUCAUAUGAGAUUGCAUACUGGAGCAGAAGCCAUAUAUGUGCAAAGAAUGUGGGAAAGCAUUUUCUCAGAAACCAAAUCUUACACGUCAUAUGAGAUUGCAUACCGGAGAGAAGAAAGCCAGAUAGCGUGCAAGGAAUGUGGAAAGCAUUUUCACAGAAAUCAAGUCUUACACAUCAUAUGA